CAACCUUCAACCCUUCGCAAGUAGUAGACCCUAAUGUUUACGCCUUUAAUUUCUAGCAAGAGGCUUAUCAAAUUAUAAGAAUAUAAUAUUAAUCAGAAGAAGAGAUCCUGUGUUAUAUAUAAACCUUAGGAGUAGGUUGAAGGCACCUGCCCCUCCUCACUCGAGGAGAAUCUGCAAAAAAAAAAGAGAAAAAGCCUUUAACUCCGUCUCCAUGCUGUGGGUGAUGGGCGAGUUUGUUGUGAAUGCAAUUUGCUGUGAAUGAUGAGAUGUCAUCGCGGCGUGCCGCUUCGUUCACGUGCGAUUGAGAAGCCUGUAUUAAUUUCCCGCGAUCAUGAGCGCGCAAAAUCAGUUGCCAAAUCUCGACAAGAUUUUCCGGGAUGACGACGAGUCUGACUUUGUACCCGCGGGAGGGUCUAAUCUAGCUGCCAUUUUUGGGCUACAAUCAAAAGUCACGGAUUCUCAUUCCGCUAAAGUAGCAAGUAAGAAGAGCAACACUCGACAUAACGUACAGCAAACUGUACCUACUUCCAAGACAGAAGUAUUGAUAGCUAAAGCAAUACAUGCUUUUAAAUUGCAAAAUGGCCAAUACGCUUCUGUUGGGAAGCUUGGUAUGGCAUUGACAGGCAACGCAGUAACGAGAGUAUAUCAGAUAAUUUUAUAUAAGACUAAGCAAGAAUACAUAUCCGUUGCUACAGUGACACGUGACUUUGCGUAUACUAUACAAGCAAAUAAUUACGCUAGUUAUUAUGAUAAUAACAAAGAGAAUUGGUCAAUUUUGUUCGAGAAUAACGAGAGUUAUCUGGAGUUUGCAAUAGAAGUGGGACUGGCACGCUAUUUUGCAACGCAAGAGAAAGGAGCGAAUGUAAUCUACCAAGAUCUAAUGCCGAGCGAUAAAGAUAUGAUCGCGAAAGAAGGAGACAAAAUAUGCAUCAAAUAUUUUGUGGGGACUGAGAUUGUACAACCUUUUAAGACAAGCUUUGCAAUGUCACAAGCAAUGACUGUGGAAAUAUCGACGGAUGAGAAUUGGGAGAGAAUUCUUUUGGGCAGUGGCAAGGGCCUGAAAAGAGUUUUAUUCUUACCACCUAGCAAACAGAUUAGUUUAGGUCCUGGAUUUCCUAAAGAGAGAGAUGUUAUGCUGAUAAUAGAGAUAACAGAUAUACGAGUACAGGAGGAAAAUUCGCCGGCACCUAAAAGCUCAACGAGCGAUAAAGCGGCUAUAAUAUCGAGAAUGGCUAAAAUGGGUCAGUCCAUCUUACCAAAAAUGCCUUUGCCUUCCACUACUGAUUCUGAAGAUACCGAGGAUGAUGUACCUCAUAAAUCUCCUCGUCACAAGAGGAUCGAACCAUUGGAAGGAACUUCGCAGAAGAAGAAUUUGCCCUACGAGUCAUCGAAUGAAAAAAAGGCCGCUCAGAAAACUGUAGAGCCUAAAACCGAAAUGCCUUCUGUAGAUUCUAGUACUUAUAAGCCGUUAGUUGCUGCUUCCCCAUUAACGCCACAAUGGACUCCAUCGCCAUAUUUUGCUGGACAUUAUGUAACGAUGGACAAUCAGAUGUAUCCUGUAUCGCAGACUAUGAAUCGUGCAAUACCAGCUGCUCUGGAUCCCGGAAUGAAUAUGCUACUAUCGGAAACGAGAAUAGCGAACGCGGAAAUACGAAUGGGGAUGUCCAAAAUAUCCGACAAUAUCCAGAAAUUACUGGAUAAGUUCCAUGCGUUCGAGCUUCAAAAUGCGACAACUCCUACGAGCGAUAAAGCAACUUUGGAUGCCUCUUUGAAAAUGUUCUUGGCUCUUAAUGCAACUCAAGCGGGAACGAAAGACAACGAAUUAGCAAAAAAUACUGAUAAAGAUACAUCGGAUGAGAAAAUUCGCGAGGCACAAAGCAGAAUAAAUUCUUUAGAAAAUGAUUUAAAAGUAUCGAAAGAGGAAAAAGAAUCAUUGUUACAAAUUAAUGAAAAUCUGAGCAAAAAGCUUCAAGAAUUGGAAGCAAGACUAACUGAUACAAAUGAUGAGUUGAAGAAAACCAAAGAAGCCUUAGAAAUAGCUGAAAAGACGAUUGUACAGUGUAAAGAAGAAAAUGUUAGUUUAGAAGAUAGACUUUCUAAGUGUCAUAGAGAACACCAAGACGAUGCAAUAUUUUCUAGACAGAAAGACGUUGAGAAGAAGAAUAAAGAAAUUAAGCAAAUAAUGAACAAAACGUAUCAUACAUUAUCAGAAAAACUUGCGGAUGAAUCGCGUUCUGAACUAUCCUUUGAUUAUGUAAAAUCAACUAUUGCAAACACAAUAAAGCAUAUCACAUUGCAAGUAUUAUAUGAAGACCCUGAUGAAGAGGAUAGAGAAUCUAAAGCCACUAAAGAUGUGAACUCCACAGUUAUUAAAACUGGUGACCAUCAACAAACUGAGACACCAACAAUUGAACAUAUCGAGAAGCCAAUAUUAAACCCAGAUAGUGGUAAUGAUUUCUCGAUAAAAUGCACGGAAUCCUCACCACGGUCUACUACUAUCAUGCCUAUAUUUGAAAACGAACCACCACCUGUUCCUGACGGCAUUGAUGACAUUGAUAGCGAUGAUUGAUUGAUUCUAACAUUGGUCGAUUUUUUAAUUCAUUAUUAAUUUUUAAUUCAUGCCGCAAAAAAAAUAUUUUAUAGAAUUUUUUCUAUUUUUAGUAUCUAUUGCGUAUAUAUAUACUUUUACAUAUCCUAAUUAAUGUACUAUUCCCAAUAAACCAACAAAUGAUGAAACCUCUUGUACAUUUUAAGACUUAAUAAAGAAAAUAUU
Messenger RNA from Temnothorax curvispinosus, 2773 nucleotides. RefSeq names its product FK506-binding protein 15. The record is from RefSeq and is a predicted model, not a curated record. Lineage: Eukaryota; Metazoa; Arthropoda; Insecta; Hymenoptera; Formicidae. Bases 332 to 2569 code for a protein of 745 amino acids. The transcript is spliced from 12 exons.